AUGUGGGACAUCGAACUACCUAAAUGGCUAAUAAGCCUUAUUAUUAUGUAUUUAAGUAUCCCAUUAGUGGUUUAUUACAUAAUUCCAUAUAUUUUGGUUGGGUCUGGAUCAAUGAAAAAAAGAAUUAUCAUAUAUGUAUUAGGAGAUUUAGGUCAUUCACCCCGUAUAUGUUACCAUGCAAGAAGUUUUAGCAGUAAGGGAUUUCAAGUUGAAUUAUGUGGUUAUGUAGAUAGUACCUUACCUGAAUUCAUAUUAAAAGAUAAUAAUAUUACUAUUCAUACUUUACAAGGAAUUAAAUCAUCAAAGAAUGGAAUAAUUGAAAUGAUACAGAAAGUAUUCUACCAAUUUUUUGGAAUUAUUAAACAUCUCUGGGAACUAAGAGGUAGUAAUUAUAUUCUGAUUCAAAAUCCACCAAGUAUCCCCAUUUUACCUAUUGUGGCACUAUACAGGAUUCUUACAGGAACAAAGUUAAUUAUCGAUUGGCACAAUUUAGCUUAUUCUAUUUUAAGAUUGAAAUAUAAUGGGAAUACCUCUCAUCCUUUAGUAAUUAUUUCUAUUUUUGUUGAGUUAGUUUUUUCCCAUAUGGCUGAUUAUAAUUUGACCGUAACUAAUACCAUGAAAGAUUUUCUUAUUAAUAAGUUUUGGCUCAAUUCGAAUAGAUGUUAUGUUUUAUAUGAUAGACCAGCUUCUCAAUUCAAACCUUUUAACAGUACUAAUGAAGACACUGAUAAGAGUAAUACUGAGUCCAUCAUAGAAAAAAGGACUGCAGCUAUUCUUUCAGAACCAUUUUUUAAAAAUAUUAUCCCAAAAGGGUUUGACUUAUCAUGUGGUGAUAAGAUUAUUGUUACCUCUACAUCAUUUACACCAGAUGAAGAUAUAAGUAUUCUAUUAGGUGCAUUAAAGAUAUAUGAAAAUUCGUUUGAAAAAUUUGACAAGACAUUGCCAAGAAUAUUAUGUCUAAUUACAGGAAAGGGUCCAUUGAAACCCAAAAUUGUGAAAGAAGUGAACGCUUUCAAAAGUUGGAAUCGUGUCCAUAUCGAAUUUCUAUGGUUGAGUCCAGAAGACUACCCCAAAUUGCUAAGCCUAUGUGAUUACGGUAUUUCAUUGCAUAAUUCAAGCUCAGGACUUGAUCUACCUAUGAAGAUUUUGGAUAUGUUCGGAUCUGGUAUUCCAGUUAUCGCAUUUAAUUAUCCUACUUUAGAUGAAUUAGUUAAACACAACAUCAAUGGUCUAAAAUUUGCUGAUAGAAGAGAGUUACAUGGAUCCAUAAUAUUUGCAGUGAAAGAUAAAGGUAUUGCUGAAAGUUUGAAAAAAGGAGCUAUAAAGGAAUCACGAUAUAGAUGGCAGUCAAGUUGGGAGAAUUGUAUGAAAGAUGCAAAGAUUAUCUAUUAA
Messenger RNA from Arxiozyma heterogenica, 1392 nucleotides. RefSeq names its product chitobiosyldiphosphodolichol beta-1,4 mannosyltransferase (gene ALG1). Gene Ontology annotation, cellular component: endoplasmic reticulum. Gene Ontology annotation, molecular function: mannosyltransferase activity. The record is from RefSeq and is a predicted model, not a curated record. Lineage: Eukaryota; Fungi; Ascomycota; Saccharomycetes; Saccharomycetales; Saccharomycetaceae. Bases 1 to 1392 code for a protein of 463 amino acids. The transcript has a single exon.